GUUGCAUGUGGACGCGCGAAUAUUCCGUUUGUAAGAUGGCGGUGUGAGCGCACGGCCUGCUGCUGCUGUUCCUGUACGCGCGAGGUUCCCGCGAACAUCACUCAAACACUCGACACUGUCGGUUUGACGCGAACGGCUGGCGGGAAACGGUGUAAGGUAAGUUGCGAUGGCUAAGCGGAUUGCAGAUAAGGAGUUGACGGACAGAAACUGGGAUCAGGAAGAUGAAGGAGAGGAGGCAGGAAUGUUCUCUCUCGCGAGUGAAGAUGUGAUGAAGAACCGGGCCAUCAAGAAAGCCAAGCGCCGUAACGCAGGCGCAGAGGGAGAGAGCGGAGGAGCUUUUAAUGCCUUCAAGGGUUUCGCGCUCACCACUUCAAGCGGCACGGCGUCGUUCCCGAGCUUUGGUAACGGCGCUGGCUUUAGGCCUUUGUCCGGCCUGACCAAUGGCAGUGUGGCGCCGGUCGCGCCAUCUUUCGCUGGCUUUAACUCAUCCACGCCGGCUAAGACCAACAGCGGUCUCUUAACGUUCAAAAGCUCCGCCCCGUCCAAACCAACAGACGGUGAUGUCACCUCCAACGGCUCCACCUCCGACAGCAGCAGGAGUAAAGAGUACAAUCGGCAGCUCACCGCGCUCAACUGCUCCGUGCGCGACUGGAUCACCAAACACGUCAACGACAACCCCCUGUGUGACCUCAACCCCAUCUUCCGCGACUACGAGCGACACCUGGCAAGCAUCGAGAAGAAAUACGGCAGCGGCGCGUCAGACGGCACGGGAGAACAGAAGAGCGGUGCGGCACCGUCCAUCUCCGUCACAGGCGCGGGGGCGUCCGGCAGCGGCGCAGCACCCUCGCUCUUCUCGUUUAAAGGGAAAGACACGGCAGCCGCAGAAAAACCAGCCGCUAAUGCCGGCAUCUCCUUUAAGUUCGGCCAGAAGGUGGACAGCUCUGUUCUCAGCUCGCUCGGCUCCGGCGGAGCUCCGUCUUUCUCCUUCUCGACAUCGUCAGGGACGUCUGCGUUCGGAGCAGCUGCUCCUGCAGUUUCCACCUCCGUUAGUGCUCCCGGAAACAGCCAGACUGCAGAUGAAAAUGAGGAAGAGUCGGACGAGCCUCCCGUUCCAGUAGUUAAAGAUAUCAAGGAGAAAGAUGCCUUCUACUCCAAAAAGUGCAAGUUGUUUUAUAAGAAGGACGGCGAGUUUAAAGAGAAGGGCGUUGGGACGCUGCAUCUAAAGAUGGUUUCCGAGAGCAAACUUCAGCUGUUGGUGCGGGCAGACACGAACUUGGGGAACAUCUUGCUGAACAUCAUGGUGUCGUCCUCCAUGCCUUGCUCACGAACUGGCAAAAACAACGUGAUGGUGGUGUGCGUGCCAAACCCUCCCGUGGAUAAGAACCCCAGCACGCCCGUUCCGGUGCUCAUACGGGUGAAAACGGCAGAGGACGCCGACGAGCUCCAUCAGAUCCUCCAGGAGAAGAAAGCUUGACCCGUCUCCACCCUCUCCCCGUGCUCAUGUUCAUACGUGUUUGUGACUGAACGUGGCGUGCACAUCCCCGGUGACAUCAUAUACGCAUAACCGAGUUCAGUCGAACUGUUCUUUUACGUCUUGUUGAAUCAUCUGUGUGACUGAAAGCAAUCCCGCUCACAUGCUGUGAAAUCACUUGUGGUUCUACUGUAAAACGCUGUCCGUCGCAUCAGUUUUGAGAAGAGUUGAAUGAUAGUGAGGAAGGACCAACAGUUUUAAUGGAGCUGCUAUUUAAGAAGUACUUUGAGGUUUAGACGGAGCAGACUGUUUUAUGUGGGAGGUUUUGUUCUUAAUUCAAUGACAGUUCGGGGAAUAUGUUGGAUUUUGUAAGUAUGGCGUUGUGUGCAGUUUUCGGGGACACACAUGUUGAUAAAGAGCAGGCAUCUAGAGGUCAGUAUUAAGCGUGCUGAAAUAAUUAUUUGUGUCUUGAGUUUUUUUCAAUCUGAAGAUUUCUUUUGCUCCAGCUCAAACAUUAUUUACCCACAAUGCAGUUUGCAAGCAGAAAUCGAUCUGAUCUGCUCGGUUAUUUAGUAUAGAUGAUUUUCUCCCCAUGUUUAUUCUGGAUGAGGAAGAUUGUGAUGUCCACGAAACCUGUACGAGACAAACGAAUGAAUGGCACUCUCCUCUGUGUAAAUGAACGUUUUUUGUUUCUUUUAAGUGACCUUUUUACUGCCUUAUAUAUAUAAGGUGUAUGUGUGUAAGUGUCAAACAGCACUAGAUCUACUUUAGAUGAAUGGACUGCUAAAUAAAUCAAAUGAUAAUGAUGAA
Molecule: messenger RNA, 2281 nt
Organism: Triplophysa rosa
Lineage: Eukaryota; Metazoa; Chordata; Actinopteri; Cypriniformes; Nemacheilidae
Gene: nup50
Product: nucleoporin 50
Exons: 8
Coding region: 167-1474 (435 amino acids)
Biological process (GO): protein import into nucleus
Cellular component (GO): nuclear pore
Source: RefSeq, a predicted model, not a curated record